Molecule: messenger RNA, 1565 nt
Organism: Empidonax traillii (willow flycatcher)
Lineage: Eukaryota; Metazoa; Chordata; Aves; Passeriformes; Tyrannidae
Product: zinc finger CCCH domain-containing protein 3-like
Exons: 3
Source: RefSeq, a predicted model, not a curated record
AUGUUGUGCUGGGAAAUCCCAGCCUUCCCAGGUCUCAUCAACAGCCACCGGAACAUCCACGGGGAUGCUCCGCGCCCGCUUCCCACGGCGCUUCCCAGGUGGAACAACCCCCGGAGCGCCUCCUACAGCCAGAGGGGAGGAGCCUUUUCCAGGAAUUUCCAACCUCCCAGGAAUUUCCACCCGCGCCAGACUCACUCCUGGAGGAAGAAAUACUCCCUGGAUAACCGGCUGCCCGGCUCGGCCUCCGAGGCUGGAAGCGCUUCCCGGGUUUUUGGGAGUUCCGGGGAUAUCCCGGCUCCGGAACCUCCGGAAUCGUCGCCGGAGAGGCACGUGGAUUUCACCACCGACGGGAAUAUCGUGGUGGACAUCCAGGUGCCGCAGAGAGCCGGAGAUGGGGGAGAUUCCAGGGAGUUUUCCGGGCGGGAAGCGGCGGCGGCUCCGGCGGGAGGCGGGAAAAGCAUCCCGGGAUCUCCGUACGGAGAAGAGGAGAGACCUUCCCUAUCCAUAUCCUUUAGCUCCACGUCCAGGACCGUGUGCCUGCCUGGAAUUGGGGCGGGAAGCAGCUUCUCCCCCUCUGGAAGCAGCAGCGAGAGCGCCGUGACGCUGAAAUCGGAGCCGCAGGAACCUUUGGAAUUCGCGGAGCGGGAGCCGGCCGGGAAUUCCGUCCGGAUCAAAGCGGAGCCGCCGUCGCCGGGGAGGAGCUGGGAGGAAAUCCGGGAUGUUCCCGUGCAUCCCAAACUCUUCGGCAACGACGGGAUGUCCUCCGUUCCCGCUCCGGGUGGGAGCAGAAUUCCCGGCGUUCCCAAACCUCCCGUCUCCGGCAAAGCCCUCAAAUUCCGCAGGAACAACUACACCUGGGUGGCGAAUCCCGGGAAAAGCUGGCGCCUGGGAAGGAGGUGGGUGGGGACCCCCCGGAAAGGCCUCGUCGUUGGGGCGGAAAGAGGAGCCAAACCCACCGCCAGGACGGAUUUGGGAGGCAAGGCGAAAAAACCGGGAAUGCCGGCCAAGCUGGGGGCGUCUCCCAGCAAAUACAAGUGGAAAGCGUCCACCCUGCAGGCCCUGCCCUCCACUUCCAGCUCGGCAUUCCGCUGGAGAUCCCAGGAGCAGCGGGAAACUCCGGCUCCCGGCGUUCCUGGAAUUCCUCAUCCCGGCGUUCCUGCUCUGGCUCCUGGAGUUCCUCAUUCUGGCGUUCCUCCUCCGGCUCCUGGAAUUCCUCAUCCCGGCGUUCCUCAUCCCGGGGCUGCUCCGGGAGCGGCGAAAUCCUCGGGAGAGGCUCCGUUAUCCAGUUACAAAGUGAAGAGUCGGACCAAGAUCAUCAAGAGGAGAGGGAAUGUGGGAUUCCCGACGGAGAAGAAGAACAUCUCCCCCGGCGCAGCCCUCAGGAGCCGCUUCCACCUCCGGAGGAAAAAUUCCGCGCGGGGAAAAACUUCGGCCGCUCCCAAACGCUCCUCUCCCAAAAUCCCGGCGCAGGUGUCCAGGCACAGGAUCUGCAGGAUCCCAGUUCCCACCAGGACGCAGGUGGCCGCCAAGGAAGGUAGGGAUGAACAUUCCAAAGGCUUCCCCAA